This is a messenger RNA of Xenopus laevis (African clawed frog), 9177 nucleotides long. It is a transcript of the gene hivep1.L, whose product is annotated as HIVEP zinc finger 1 L homeolog. The transcript has 9 exons. The coding region runs from base 844 to 8571 and encodes 2575 amino acids. Gene Ontology annotation, cellular component: nucleus. The record is from RefSeq and is a predicted model, not a curated record. Gene Ontology annotation, biological process: negative regulation of DNA-templated transcription; regulation of transcription by RNA polymerase II. Gene Ontology annotation, molecular function: DNA binding; DNA-binding transcription factor activity, RNA polymerase II-specific; RNA polymerase II cis-regulatory region sequence-specific DNA binding. Lineage: Eukaryota; Metazoa; Chordata; Amphibia; Anura; Pipidae.
AUUUGCAGCAGUGUCCCAUAUUUUCUACAAUAUUUACUGUACAGGAUACAUGUGCAGUAGCCAUUGCAUUUCUGUAGUCUCUGUAUAUGUCUAGUGUACUUUUACUAUGUGUUUCCUUUUCCAUGUAACGGGUGCCGUAAUGCAGACUCUGUGACAAAAGUCUGUCUGCAAAACCAGCAAUCCCCUAUAACACAUUGUUAAACUGCAUGAACUAAAGCAAGACAGAUGCAGAGCAGCCAGUGCAAAUAAGUGUGUUACAGAAAAAGUAAAUAAUUGGACAGAAUAAGAAAUGAAACAGCUAUGCAGCGUGAAGGUCACAUUUCAGUGUUGUAAUGCUGAUCUAAUUUGCCUCCUCCCCCUUUAACACUAAUAAUCCCACCUCUCUGGUGCUUAGCCUAGCAGGGUCCCUUGUCUGUGUGGAGGUACAGAGGAUGAAUAGAUGCAUGUGUGCUCCCAUUCAGUGACUAGCAAGUGCUACCUAUCUUUCCUUUCUCUGUCACCCCUUGCCACCCCCCCCCCCUUCACCGUUUCCCUCUCCUCUCCCUCCUUUCUUUCCUUCUCUCUGCUUACAGUUUUGCAAUAGGAUGAGCAGGCUUUCCGAUUUGUAAAGCAGGCACAUUGGUGGGCUGUGCACAUCGCUUGUGAUUCAUAAAACCAUGAAUGAUCCAGAGGCGAGCAGCCAGCGAGAUGUUCAUGUGCAGAAUGAUGCUGUUUUGUUUUGCAAUGCCCUCCAGGAGAUGCUGGAUUAACUGAUGCACUUGGCGGGUAUAUGGAGGUUCCUCUCCUCCAGCACUGCUCUCCAUUUUUGAGAAGGAAAAGCCAGGCUCCAGCAGGAGGAGGAUCAUGCCUCGGACAAAACAGAUCCACCCCAAAAACCUAAGAGAUAAAAUAGAAGAAGCACAAAAAAAACUGAAUUCUCCAGAAGAAACCCAAAAAGAUAUUGUUGAAGCUGGUUCCAGAGCUUGCUUGGACAUAGUUAAAGGUGUCAAAAGAAAAAAAAUUGUGACAGAAAAUCAUCUGAAGAAAAUACCAAAGUCGCCAUUGAGGAAUGCUGGUAAAGAGAAGCAGAAACCUGAAAUAGAGGCAUUUCUUUCUCCUAGUUGUGAUCAUUCAGCAUCUGGUGGCUGCAAAGAUAAGCAUUGUUUACUUGACCAGCUCCGUAAGCAAGACAUCAAAGAAAGCAAAGUUGGGGCGCUGACUGUGAAGCCUUUGAAACCAGCGGCAUUGAUGCAGGCUAAAAAGCUUUCUGUUCCUCCAGACUUAUGCAAUGGGAGAAGAGAAGACAAUGAUAUGGAUAGCAAACAGACCUUAUCAAGGCAAAAUAUUUCUUCCAGCUUAAGCAACACAAAAAGUGCAAAUAUAAAUUUAGAGAAUAAGAAUAAUCCGUGUUCAUCUGCAAAUUCUGCUUUUGAUGUAUUACUGAGAGCUAUGGAGCCAGAACUCAGCAAUUUAAAUCAGUCAUGGCCUCCUUGUGGUACACGAACUGAGAAACAAGGCCAUAAGGUGGCACCUGAAACUACUGCUUUAAAUCCAUCUGUUUCACAAAGUGAAUUUAGUGCAAGAUAUAUCUAUUAUCAUCAAGGUGAUCAGAGCAGCCAGACAAGCCAGUCAGUUAAGGGUUCUACUAAAAUACAUGAAAAAUGCAAUGCUGACACUGGGCUACAAAAUAUGCACUCUUCUGGUUUUUCUAGCUCUGUGGAACCUACCAAAAAUCAACAAGUUUACCAUGUAGCAUUAAACUCUUCAAUAGCAGACCCAUCGUCUUCUUUAACUCAGGUCCUUUCUCUGCAGGGGGAUUCCUCUUCCCCAGCUAAUAACUCAAAAGUAUCUGUUAACUCCCCUUAUAGUUUAGCUCAAGUAGCUUCACUUAUAAGUGGAGAACAAGUGUGCAAUAUUGUGUUAAAAGAUCAAAAGCCUAAAAAACAAGGCAAAUACAUAUGUGAAUAUUGUAGCAGGGCUUGUGCAAAACCAAGUGUUCUCCUAAAACACAUUCGCUCUCAUACUGGGGAACGCCCCUACCCUUGUGUGACUUGUGGAUUUUCAUUUAAAACAAAAAGUAACCUUUACAAACACAAAAAAUCUCAUGCGCAUGCAAUUAAACUAGGACUUGGCCUGCGGACUGAUUCCAGUGGGGUGCUACUUUCUCAUGAUUCAGAAAAAGCACUUUGUAUUCAUUCAGAUGUAGAUGAAAGCGGGGAAAGUGAUGAUGAGUAUAUCUCUGAAGAAAGGCAAGAGGACCAAAAUGUUCCAGAAAGUGUGUUUAGUAAAAGGCCAGACGAUUCUGAAAGGGUGCCACAAAAAGAAAGCAAAAUAAACUUAAAUAGCCAAGUACCAGUAUCACAAAAUAACUCUCUGCGAGGAAAAUGUGUAGAAGCAAGAUUGACUGAAUUACCUAAAGUUGUUGUUUACCCAGUAAGUACUUCUCCAUUAAGGGCAGAUAGCCCCAAAGUGUUAGAGUCUGUCAAUGAACAUCUUGUAGCACAAAUUCCAGAACUAAAUACCCAAAAGAAGACUCAGCACGUGUUGCCAGUUUGUUCUUUAAGUGAAAUGGAACAGUCAUCCUAUAAGAAUUGUGAACUUCCUGAGAUUGACGAAACACAACAAGUAUAUACUGCAACGUCUCAUGCACAGCUACAGCGACAGCAAGCUACAGACUAUUCCCAAGAACAACCUAAAUGUCUUUUAAGCCCUAGAAGCUUAGGAAGUACAGACUCUGGUUAUUUUUCGCGUUCAGAGAGUGUAGAUCAAGCAAUGAGUCCACCAACUCCUUUCCUAAAACUUCUACCCUCAUCUGAAAAAGACUUUUCUAAGAAUCUGAGCUCAGUUACACAGAUGAAUGCCUCAGUAAUACCUUUUGUACAACAAAUAUAUGUUGACAAACCAACAAUUAUUACAGGUGCAAUGAGACCUCCCUUGGGAACCAAAACAUUAGAGGAACGUAUUUCCAAAUUAAUAUCAGACAAUGAAGCUGUAGUGGAUGACAAACAGUUAGACAGUGUCAAACCAAGACGAACCUCUCUUUCCAGAAGAGGCAGUAUAGACUCGCCAAAGUCCUACAUAUUUAAAGAUUCCUUUCAGUUUGAUUUAAAACCUGUUGGUAGGCGCACUAGCUCAAGUUCAGACAUACCAAAGUCCCCAUUCACCCCAACUGAUAAGUCAAAGCAAGUUUUUUUUCUUUCUGUUCCUUCUCAGUUUACUUCAAUGGAUUGUUUACCAAUAACCAGGAGUAAUUCAAUGCCCACAACAGGUUAUUCAGCAGUUCCACCAGUUAUGCCAUCUUCUCAUCCUCUUCGAGGAAGUCACUCAUUUGAUGAAAAAAUAAGUUCCCUUUGUGAUGAUGUAUUUGUAUCAGGACCUUCCAUUCCUCAGCAUGUUGCUCAUCCUCGCACACUGGUAAGACAGGCUGCUGUUGAAGACUCCACCGCUACAGAACAUUUUGGUCUCGGACCAGCAAUAUCAGUGGAUGAAAAUUAUCCUGGAAGUAAAAUAUCAUCAGAGGUUUUGCUUCCAAGAAGUAAAUCUUUUGUACAGGGAUCCAGUGUGGAUAGGAUUAAAAAAGCACAUCAUGGCAGGGGAACAAUGUUUGAAUGUGAAACUUGUAGAAAUAGAUACAGAAAAUUAGAAAAUUUUGAAAAUCAUAAAAAAUUCUACUGUUCGGAAUUACAUGGACCAAAGAGUAAGACAGUGGGUCGGGAACCAGAGCACAGCACAUCUAUGAACAUUUCUCAGCCUCAAAUUUUUCACUAUAGAGUUGCUGCUUCUACUGGGACAUUAGAACAGCCAUUACUGAUAAGAAAAAGGAGGAAGAUGAAAAGUGUAGGUGAUGAUGACGAAUCUCAGCAAAGUGAUUCUAUCACUGCUCCGGAAAAUAUGGAAGUUCUGAAGAAUACAAGAAGUGCAAAUAAUUCAUCCACGAUCACAAUUUUGGGAUCACAGUCAUGCUCUGUUUCAACUGUGAGUCCUCAAAUACAUUUGGUAGCAAGGAAUUCAGACUCUAACAGUGAAAUCAAACUUUCUACAUUAGAAAAAAAUAAAAAUAUUGUUUCCCAAGAAAGAGUAGAAGUGAAAUGUCAAGGAACAGGAAUAUCUGUUAUUCAGCACACAAACUCAUUGAGUAAACCCAGUUCUUUUGAAAAAAUAGACUCAGUUGAAAGAAAUUCACCUGCCCCAUUAGAUGAACCACAGAAAAGUUCACCUCUUUCCAUGAAUGCAGCUGUUGGCAGUCAUGAAGAAACAAUUGCUUGCACUCGACAGAACUCCCCUACUAGGUCCAUUGAUAUUCCCCGGUCUGAGGUUCAUGAUAGCCAUCGAGGUGUUUCUACAGAAAAAACAGUAUUAGUUACACAAUCCCGUCUAGUACGUCAAUAUAAUAUUCAGGUUCCAGAAAUUUUGGUUACCGAAGAACCAGAUAAAGAUCCAGAAAUCCAAACAAAUGACCAAGAAACACAUGAAAAAUUUAGCUGGCCUCAGCGCAGUGGCAGUCUUUCUAAUUUACCAACAGAAAAACUUCCUCCAAAAAAGAAACGAAUCCGGUUAGCUGAUCUAGAACAGUCAUCUGCUGAAUCAAGCUUUGAUUCUACUAUCUCAAGGAGCUUGAGUCGAGAGAGCAGCUUAUCUCGUGCAUCAAGUUUUUCAGCUUCUUUUGACAAAGAGGAACCUUUGAAAUCAGAUAGUUUCACAAAAACUGAUGGGGUGACCAAAUCAUCUGAGUUUCUUACAAUACCAACCAGCCUAAAUACCUUUGGUGUCCCAAGGGAAAUGAGACGUUCUGCAUCAGAGCAGAUAAACUGCACACAACCAUCUAUGGAAGUUAUUGAGUACAGAAGUAAGUCUUUUGAUUGUGGAAGUAUGUCUCGGUCAAGAUCUAUGUCACCAACUAAUUCAGUAACGUCUAAAUUUCAGUCAAGUAUGUUAAGUAGUUCCCAUGUGCCUCUGUUAGAAAGGAGGAGAGGCCCUUUAGUAAAACAGAUAUCUUUAAAUAUUGGUCAGGAAAGCCCAGUUUCUACAGUUAAAUCAAAAAAUCUCAAUCUUCAACCUGAAAAAGGCAUUUUAUCUCAAGUGCAUGCAGCAGAGCCAAGCUUGACUGCAAAGCUUUCAUGUGCCCCACCUAUUCAGCAUUCAUUAUGCUCUAGCUCACUUAAUAGCUCUCACACAUUAUUACUAAAUCAGGAUUUUAUUUCUUGUGUACAAAGUAGUUCAGAAGGAGAAAAAGAAAUAAAUGUGCUUUCAAAGGAGACCGAGAGCAAACUGUUCUAUGCUCCAAAAUAUCAACUAAAGAUCCAAAAAACACAAGAAAGCAAACUUUCUACAUCCAAAUAUAACAUUAGAACUGCUUCUGACAAUAUUUAUGAAGUUCAUAGUAGUGUAUGUUGGAGUACAAUAUCUGAUAUUAAAGAUGCUGUAUCUAAUGUUUGCACACUUCAACAAACUAAAAGUUGCGGUAAAAUUCUAAAAACAAUGCCAGUGGUUGUGCCAGUUCAUAACUAUUCUAAUUCUUCAUAUUGUGGAUAUUCUGAAUUACUGCCAGAGAUUUUAGUGACCCAGGAUAAGGGGCACAAAAUGACUUCUGAAGCAAAUUCCGUGCCUGUGCCAAAUCCUAAAGACUGCGUCAUAAUGCCAAAAUGUCCGGAUUCAGUGGAACUCAGUGGACCUCUUACAGUUGCACACAAAACUUGCACUUAUGAAAACAGUGUUCAGGAAUCCGCUCGAUCAGUAGUGCCAGUUUCUGGUCUUCUUACUCAACAAGAGACCUCUGCCUCUAGCAAGAGAAUGCUCUCACCAGCAAAUAGUUUAGAUAUUGCCAUGGAAAAACACCAAAAACGUGUUAAAGAUGAAAGUGGGGCAGCGUUUAAUUCAAGUAAUCAAAUGAAUUUGACUAUGAAAAUUGGUGAGUCUGUUAAGCAAAGGAAACCAAUGCUUGUGAGACAGCUUUGCACAACUGAUCCAGGUGAAAGUUUAGAUCAGGAACCUGCUCCUGCACCUGAAAAUAACAAGAAGUUAAAUAGCUGCUUGGAUAUACAGUUAAGUCGCUUGAAUUCUGCUGGAAAAUCUAUAAAUAUAUUUGACAAAUCAGAAGAGGUUGUAGAAGCUGAAAAAAACAAAUUGAUAGAGUCAUCAUGCUCUGCAGUUAGUUUGCCAGAAUAUUCUACAGUAAAUACUCAGGCGGGUGCACUGAACUCUCUAUAUACUAGUCAAGAGAGGAGAUCACCUCUUGCUACAAAGACAGUUCAUAUUCAAGGCCAAGUAAAACUAGGUGCAGCAAUAUCAGUAGUUAACGCAGGAGACAUGCACAGACUUUCAUUUCCAAGCCUCAAGACCUCAACAAGUUUUACCUGGUGUUAUCUUUUAAAACGGAAACCAAUACACCUUCCUCAGAAUGACCAAAAGAUUUCUGCCUAUGCUUCUUGGAGCAUCAGUUUGAACAAUCCCAAUCCUAUGGGUUUACCUACCAAAGUGGCACUUUCACUUCUGAAUUCUAAACAGAAGUCUGAAAAAUUCACCUUUACUUUAGUGAAAACCUCUCAUCCAAAGCAGGAUAUUCUUGUGUAUUCAAGCAAAUGGAAAUAUAGUACAAAAAAGACAUCUGAAAGUCAACAACAUCACCUUAAAAUUUCUGACUCAAGUACUGAACAAGAUAAAGAAUCCUUUCAAAAUAAAAAUGAGCCAAGAAGAGUCAAAAUAUUUGAUGGCGGAUUCAAAUCAAAUGAAGAGUAUGUGUACAUCCGUGGACGAGGAAGAGGGAAGUAUAUAUGUGAAGAAUGCGGAAUAAGAUGUAAGAAGCCCAGCAUGCUGAAGAAACACAUACGUACACACACUGAUGUUCGUCCCUACCACUGCACCUACUGUAAUUUCUCUUUCAAGACAAAAGGCAAUCUGACAAAGCAUAUGAAGUCUAAGGCCCACAGCAAAAAGUGUUUGGAUAUGGGUGUUGCAGUUGGUCCUGUAGAUGAUCAAGAUACAGAUGACUCAGGUGAAAGGCAAAGGUACACUGGGGAGAGAACAGGAUUUGAUGCAGAUGAUUCAGAUGGAGGAGACGAUGAUGAUAACGAGGAUGAAGAUGAAGACAGUCAAGCAGAGUCUGGUCUUUCGGCCACUCCAUCUGUCACUGCUAGCCCACAACAUUAUCCCUUUCGAAACAGCCAGCAAGAUGCUUGUAAUGCUGAUGAAGAUCUACGAGUGCCACAUUGUUUUUCCCAGUCCAAUUCCAUGGACAGUCUUCCCAAAGCUUUAAUAACCAGAAUGACCGCAAUGACAACUUCCACUAUCUGCAGGCCAGAGAACUACGAGGAGAGGAGCAAAGUGGAUUUUCCACAGGAGACUACAGGUCCACCCAAAGAUGUGUCCUCUCCAAAAUCUUUAUGUCAUCAAAUGUCUGUGGAUUAUCCAGAAGCAGAGAGCCUGGGAGCCACAAAAUCUGUGCAUGUACACCGUGAAAACUCUUCUGUGAAUAUACCUUCUUCUCCAGUAGACCGAAGUACACAGACCAUGGAUUCUUGUAUAGACACCACAGACAGUAAUGUUCACCAGCAUAAAACAACGGAGUCCGCUCGGCAGCCUUCCUCAGUGGAACCUCCUCAUACACAUCUUUUUAGCCACUUACCUUUGCAUUCGCAACAGCCAACAAGAUCACCCUACAGCAUGAUUCCAGUAGGGGGAAUUCAACUUGUUCCUGCUGGUUUAGCAGCAUACUCCACAUUUGUACCAUUUCAGGCUGCUCCAGUGCAGCUUACCAUACCUGCAAUGGGAGUUAUUCAUAGAACUUCAACUGCUGUGGGAGAUAAGGCUGCAGAGGUACCCAACACCCCAAAUCCUAUAGGGGUGGCUGAAGUAAACGGUGUUGUACCAUGCAUUCCAAUAGGUCAGGUUAACAUGUCUGGUCUAAGUGCUUCCGGUUUACAGUCCCUUCAGCCAUUAAAUGUGGAAACACUAAGCAUAUUAGGUCUUUCUAAUACAAAUGUAGCUCCACAGAUUCACCCUUCUGGGCUCACUCUAAAUACAGUCGGCUUGCAGGUUUUGACUGCAAGUCCAGCUCCCCAAAGCAACCCUAGCCCACAGACUCACAUCCCUGGCCUCCAGAUACUAAACAUAGCUCUGCCAACUUUAUUCCCAUCUAUUAGCCCAAUUACAGUUGAGAGCCAAGGAGUCUUCGAUCAGUCAUCUACAUGUAGCCCAGCAGCUGGGAAGGAUUCUGCCAAAUUUACUGCGGCAGACACAAAAAAUAUGAAACAGACUGAACCCCCACAAGGUUUUUCGGGGGUGCAAGAAUGCCAUCAGAUAGCACGUGAUUUGUCAGUCACAGAUGAGAAGCCUCCAGUUUGUUGUUUGGCUGCUGACAGAGGACCUCAGUCAAAACAAUGUUCGAACAUCAGCUUCAGUCAAAUAAGAAUCUCUUCAUCAGCAGAUCUGUAUAUAAAGGCUAAUUCUGACAGUGCCAACAAGCCUCCUGUUAGUCACACUCUUCCUCUCUUAAGGCAUCAGAGAAGAACAGAAGUGAUCUCCAGGCAGAGCACUGUGCUGUUUAGUGAUUCCAGCAGUGAUGAUGAUGAGGACAGGCUGGUUAUAGCAACCUAAAUACUCUUACCGGUUUUUGCUAAGGUCUUGUAACUAAUUUGGAGUGGGAGUGGCACAAAGAGACACUUAAAGGUUUAUUUAAAAAAAAAAAAAAAUGACUUUAUCUUUAAAGCACAUUCUUUCUUAAACAUUACUCGUGCAAUCAUAAACUCUAGACCAACAAUUAUUUUUUUUUUUAUAUUUUAUUGUCUUCUAUUGCCAUUUUUUUGUAAAUGUUGUAUAGACAAUUGUGCCUUCGGAGUUUUAUGUGUAGAAAUCUGUACAUAUUAGUGAAUAAAAAAAGAAUAUAUAUAUAUAAAUAUAUAAAUAUGUCAUGUACAUAACCAAGGUAGUUGCUUGUGUUCAGUACGUAAAUAUCUCAUGUUGCGUUAAAAUAUUAAAUUAUAAAUCACUUAUGUAUAUGUUGCACUGUUAAAUGUCAUUUUUUUAUGGAUGUGGGGCAACUUACUGUGUACAAAUCUUCUAUGUAAAACUCCAUAUUUAUUGUGUCCAUAUUAGUCUUGGAAAUGGUCCUGUCCAACUUUGUGUGCAAGAAGGUAGCUUUACACUUAAAACAGAAUUUCUGUGUUAACAAAUGUUCCAGUAAAUUUUUUAUUACUGACUUUA